ACCUAUAGUAAACAGGGAGAGGCGACGAACGUAUCCCUGCGUGGUCACGAAUAUUAAUGUGGAUCCAGGCGGAAGCCGGCAGGUUCGCAUCUUUUUUCCACACCGUUUUUAUUUCAAAGGCAGCAGUGUGCGUUAUGUGGGUCUACUGCCCGAACAUCUCCCAGAAUUAACAAAAUUCCAUUAAAAUAAUAUUUAGCCCCCAACCCGUCAUCACCCCCCCCACCCCCGCCGACCUUCCUCUGUGGGAAAGACGAGUCGGCUAAGAGGAUAGCGAUUUCUGAACAGCACCAUGCGCCAAGAUUUUCGGGAGAGAAAAGCGCACGGUGGUCGUUCCUCCCUGGCAUCUUCGGACGCUUUACCAAUCAGCAUCCAAAAGAAAGGCGAAGAAGGAAAAAAACAUAUGUAAAAAGAAAGAGACGGAAGAAAACAGACGGUGCUUAGAAAACAACAGACAUCUUGUUUUCCCCUUCCUCUUCUUCAUGCCAUCUUCCCUCACUCCUCUCUCCGUUUUCUCCCUCUCCCUUUUACCCCUUCCUGCAUAAAUAUAUAUUUAUAUAUUUGCAAAGUGAAGCCGCUUCCUCUGCCUUUUGAUGUUGUGUGAGGAGUGUGCGCAGGCGCCCCCCACCUUGGAAUUACUGCACUGGUCAGAAUAAGUUGGAUCCUGUCUGUCUGUCUCUGUCUUUCUCUCUCCUGCUGCCUUCCCUUGAAAAAAAAACGAAAUCAUCUGAAAACUUAGGGAUGCUGAGAGUUCGGAAAAGGGGCUACUUUAGCGCUUUCUCGUUCCCUUUGCUAGUGGCGAUGGUCUGUGCACAAAGUGUCAAUGACCCCAGUAAUAUGUCAUUGGUAAAGGAGACGGUUGAUAGACUGCUGAAGGGCUAUGACAUCCGUUUGAGGCCAGAUUUUGGAGGUGACCCUGUGCGUGUUGGCAUGAACAUAGACAUUGCCAGUAUAGAUAUGGUUUCUGAAGUCAAUAUGGAUUACACUUUGACAAUGUACUUCCAGCAAGCUUGGCGGGACAAACGGCUAUCCUACUCAGAAAUACCUUUGAAUCUCACCUUGGACAACAGAGUGGCUGAUCAGCUCUGGGUUCCUGACACAUACUUCCUUAAUGAUAAAAAGUCUUUUGUGCAUGGUGUGACUGUAAAGAAUCGAAUGAUCCGCUUGCACCCAGAUGGCACAGUUUUAUAUGGUCUCAGAAUUACCACAACAGCUGCUUGCAUGAUGGACUUGCGAAGAUAUCCACUUGAUCAGCAGAACUGCACACUUGAAAUAGAGAGUUAUGGAUAUACAACAGAUGACAUUGAGUUCUACUGGCGUGGAGCUCCACGAGCAGUGACUGGGGUGGAGAAGAUUGAGUUGCCACAGUUUUCUAUCGUUGACUAUCACCUAAUUUCCAAGAAUGUUGUUUUCUCUACAGGUUCUUACCCCAGGCUUUCCCUCAGUUUCAAGCUUAAAAGAAAUAUCGGUUACUUCAUUCUGCAAACGUACAUGCCCUCCAUCUUGAUCACUAUCCUCUCUUGGGUGUCUUUCUGGAUUAAUUAUGAUGCAUCUGCUGCACGAGUUGCUUUAGGUAUCACUACGGUACUUACAAUGACUACAAUCAAUACCCAUCUGCGGGAGACACUUCCAAAGAUCCCUUAUGUUAAAGCCAUUGAUAUGUACUUGAUGUGCUGCUUUGUGUUUGUGUUUUUGGCCCUAUUGGAGUAUGCCCUGGUUAACUACAUAUUUUUUGGAAGAGGACCACAACGUCAAAAGAAGAUUGCAGAGAAAGCAGCAAAAGCCAACAAUGAAAAGACAAGAGCAGAAGCCAAGGACACCCAAAUGGAUCCACAUGAAAACAUUCUCCUGAGCACCCUUGAGAUUAAGAAUGAAAUGAGUGUUGCUGAGAUCACAAUGGGUAUCACUGAUCCCAGAAGUACCAUGAUGCCAUAUGACAGCUCUGGAAUUCAGUAUAGGAAGGCAGGAUUGUCGAGGCACAACUUUGGAAGGAGUGCCUUGGAAAGACACGUGGCCCAAAAGAAGAGCAGGCUAAGAAGGCGUGCUUCCCAGCUGAAAAUUAACAUUCCUGAUUUGACUGAUGUGAAUGCCAUUGAUAAAUGGUCACGGAUGAUAUUUCCUCUUGUUUUUGGAUUCUUCAAUGUGAUCUACUGGUUGUAUUAUGUGAAUUAA
Molecule: messenger RNA, 2169 nt
Organism: Rhincodon typus (whale shark)
Lineage: Eukaryota; Metazoa; Chordata; Chondrichthyes; Orectolobiformes; Rhincodontidae
Gene: gabrb2a
Product: gamma-aminobutyric acid type A receptor subunit beta2a
Exons: 10
Coding region: 739-2169 (476 amino acids)
Biological process (GO): monoatomic ion transmembrane transport; regulation of membrane potential; signal transduction
Cellular component (GO): neuron projection; GABA-A receptor complex; synapse
Molecular function (GO): extracellular ligand-gated monoatomic ion channel activity; neurotransmitter receptor activity; GABA-A receptor activity
Source: RefSeq, a predicted model, not a curated record